Penicillium manginii is the source of this 1569-nucleotide messenger RNA. Its product is annotated as cytochrome P450. The transcript has a single exon. The record is from RefSeq and is a predicted model, not a curated record. The coding region runs from base 1 to 1569 and encodes 522 amino acids. Gene Ontology annotation, molecular function: iron ion binding; heme binding; oxidoreductase activity, acting on paired donors, with incorporation or reduction of molecular oxygen. NCBI's taxonomy places the organism in Eukaryota, Fungi, Ascomycota, Eurotiomycetes, Eurotiales, Aspergillaceae.
AUGUUGUCGACUAUCGUCUUCAGUGCUGUGGGCUUCUAUGUUGUCUUUUUCUGGACGAUAUGGCCCGUUUUGCAAUACUUUCGUGAUCAAAAGGGAUUUCGGAAGUACCCAAAUUAUGCACUAUUCGCUGGAAUCACGGAUGUUCCAUAUUGCUAUUUGAGUGCACUUGGCUUUCGCUCGCGCGAUCUCACCAGGCUUCAUGAGAAGUCUCCUAUUCUGAGAAUCGGACCGAACAACCUUUCCUUCGGAGGUAUCGAAGCCAUAAGAGAUAUCUAUGGUCAUUCCACAACCUGCGUGAAGGAUUUGAAAUAUGCCAUAACUGCAGACGCCCAUCCACAUUUAUUCGACGUCAUCGAUAAGCCCAGUCACGCUGCGAAAAGAAAAAGACUGUCCGCCGCAUUUGCUAUAAAGAAUCUUGAACGAUGGGAUUUCAAGGUUGCGCGAACCACAGAACGUCUAUGUGCUGCGUUUGAUAAACUCUGCACUCAGCCUUUGUCUCCUGGUGCCAACCCAGAAGCAUCCGAUCUGACGGUUGACUUCAAUAAAUGGGCCAACCUAUUUACUAUCGAAGCGAUCAAUAACAUUGCUCUUUCGUCGACCUUGGGUCUUCUAGAGCAAGGCAGUGAUCAUGUUACUGCACAAAGGCGGGAUGGCACUAUAUACGAAGCCCAGUAUCGCAAGUCUCAAAACACAUCUGCCUACGCCACGUCUCAUUUUGUUUGGGACUACAAAAACUUCAAACUUUUCGUUCUGCUUUCAAAGCUAGUUCCUAAGUGGAGAAAAGCAUGGAAAGAGGCCGCGCCAUUCAAAGACGUCAUCUAUCAUCAAGCUGUAACCAGACUUAACCGGUAUAACAACGGAGAAAAGCUAGAUGACUUCUUCACUGCCCUAAUGGACGACAAGAAUGGUCAUCCCCAGAACUUAGAGUGGGGCGAAGUUGUUGGCGAGCUGGCUGCUAUCCUCGAUGCCGGCGCAGAUACAACAGCAAUCGCACUUACUCAAAUAUUGGAAUUGCUCAUUCGCCAUCCCGAGCACUUAGCAACACUCCGCGAAGAGGUCGAUAGUGUGCUUCAGCCAGAAGACAUCGUCGCGCCUUACGAUACGGUCAAGAAUCUGCCUUUCUUACGCGCUUGUCUGGAUGAAGCAAUGCGCAUAAUCCCACCUACAUCUGCAGGUCUACCUCGCAGGACUCCGCCAGAAGGCGCCAGAAUCUUAGGGGAAUGGAUCCCUGGAAAUACAAGUGUUUCCAUGACCAUCUACACCGCGCAUCAUGAUCCAACUAUUUUUCCAAAGCCAGAUGAAUACCAGCCUCAUCGGUGGAUGGAUAUUGAAGAGCGCAAGAGAAUGGAGCCAUAUUUCAUUCCUUUCUCUACUGGAGCGCGAGGGUGCAUUGGAAGGAAUAUCUCGUAUUUGGAACAGGCUGUUGUGCUGGCCUCAUUAGUUCAUCGCUAUGAGUUUGCUCUGCCAAGUCCGGAUUGGAAGCUACAGCGAUUUGAGGCUUUCAAUCUCUUGAUGGGUGAAAUGCCCAUUAAGAUGUGGCGAAGGCAGACUCCCGCAGAUGCUUCAUAG